Drosophila bipectinata is the source of this 1372-nucleotide messenger RNA. RefSeq lists its product as uncharacterized. The record is from RefSeq and is a predicted model, not a curated record. Gene Ontology annotation, molecular function: protein binding. Lineage: Eukaryota; Metazoa; Arthropoda; Insecta; Diptera; Drosophilidae.
AGCAUCUUCAGAUAGUAUUCCGCGAAAGAUAUAUUGCUUCAAUGGGAUCUUGACUAUAGAUCAGUUAUACUUUCAUCAUUCGACCAGAAGCACCUUCUAAUACAAUGGAUAGUUUAAAUAUUUUAAGCCUGAAUGACGAUUGUUUGUUGGCCGUUUUCAAGUAUCUCGGGAUUUUAGAUCAUCUCAAUCUUCUCAGGACUUGCCUUAGAUUUCGUCAAAUCCUUCUGCAGUCGCAAUAUUCAACUUACCCGGUAUUCCACAAGACCGAUGCACAAAUUAAGCCCGUUCUCUACUACUCAAAUACAGCCUUCAAGGUUCUGAGGAUUCUUAACAAUAAUGUAAAGACCCUGGGAGUGAUUCAAGGACACGGCGAGGACAAAGAGAUCGUGGGGAAUAUUGUAAAAGACUUCCAGAUACUCAAAAUAGCCAAAACUAAAAUUCGUAAGCGGGAGUGCAUCGAGAACUCGCUUCAUAUGACGGAUGUAUUUAGGUUCUCCAAUAUCUUUUCAGGGCUUGAUUAUCUAAGCAUUAAUGUCCCCUCUUGUAUCUGCUACCUGGAGGAGUUCUUUCAAACAAUUCCCGAUCUAAGGGCGUUGCGACUUUCAGGCUACGCCAAGUGCUCGACAAGUAUCAUGACUAUCAGGAAGUCCUUUCCCAACUUGAAGGAUCUCUCAAUUCGGGGGGGAUACCUUCGCAACCGAUCAGACUUUGAACUAAUCGCUCAAAUGAAAACCGUGACGAAAUUGUCUUUAAAUGUUGGAGGAAUUGAUUGUUUGGCUCCUCUGGCGGAAAUGACUGAGCUCCAUUCGCUUUAUCUGGAAAACAUAUGCGGUUACAUUUUGGCAAAAGAUAUUAUAGAAAUAAUAAAAAAGUGUAGGAAAUUGGAGUUUUUGUACUGCUACCAUAUAAAUCACGGUGAUCGGCCCCAGGAGUCCGUCGCUAAUAUGUUCAGGAUGAUCAAAAUCCACCGAGAUCCCACCAAACAAAAACCCCUGCAACUUUUUGCCUAUCUAGAUCCUCCGCUUUCCAACGAAAAUAAAAUUCUCAUCGAUAAAGCCUACUUUGAGUAUCGACCACGGGACUAGCAGCCUUGAAAGUAAAAAUCCUUUUUAAAUGUUACUCAGUGUUUUUAUAUUUUUUAUAUUUAAAAAUGUGACCAAAUUCCAAGAAAAAAUUUAGGGCUAAAUGCUUAGGCCUGUUAGGCCAUCAUUUUUGCCGUAAAUGUCAAAAUGGUAACCAGAACUUUCAUAUAAAUAGACCAGGCUAUCGUGUUCAGUUCAGUUGGUUAUGGGCAUUGCUGCCUAUAACAGCUCCCAAAAUUAAAUUUAUUUUUGGAAUUUUUAUUUUCAUUUUUAUUAAAUGAGUUCUUAUU